AUGGACGGAUUAAUAAGUGUCGGAUGUAACGCAGAACAAAGAUCUCUCUCCUCCGGGCUGCAACUUCUACCAAAAGAUGAAAACGAGGUGACGCACGCUGCAGACGGUGGGGGCGCCAAUUAUAUGUCACCCCUUAUCCCUUUAAACAUCCGAUUGGCGGAUUGGGGAAAGGACGUCACCGGAAGCACCGCCAUUUUGGCAGAAAUGAACAUCGAUUUAGAUUCAGACAGCCCGGCCGCUGAAAAGCGAUUCAAGAAACGGGAGCCGAUUAAAACAUCCACGUCUACAGAAAACACAGAACCGGUCGCACCCACAGUCCCAACGACCAUAACGGUGACCGACACAGAUGCCGAGAUACCCCAAGAGAGAGCGGUGGAGGAGGAGGAGGCGGUGGUGGUGGAAGCCAAGAAGGAAGACAACGUAGAGGAAGGAGGAGAAGCACAAAAAGAAAAGGAAGAUGAAGCUCAGAAGGUUGAUACGGAAAUCAGUGACGUAAAAGACACAAAGGAAGAGAACGUUCUAGAGGAAAACAACGAAGGGAUCCCGCUGCCGCCUGCCAAGCCCGAAGCUACCCCAAAGAAAGCCCCCAAAUUCAAACAGAGACAAUCAAAACAAUUCAAAAGCAAACCACCCAAGAGAGGAGUAUUAGGGUUUGGAGAUGAUAUUCCUGGGAUGGAAGGACUCGGCACCGAUAUAACCGUGAUUUGUCCUUGGGAGGCAUUCAGUCACUUGGAGCUGCACGAAUUAGCUCAGUUUGGAAUCAUCUGA
Molecule: messenger RNA, 768 nt
Organism: Spea bombifrons (plains spadefoot toad)
Lineage: Eukaryota; Metazoa; Chordata; Amphibia; Anura; Pelobatidae
Exons: 7
Coding region: 1-768 (255 amino acids)
Biological process (GO): positive regulation of G protein-coupled receptor signaling pathway; positive regulation of epidermal growth factor receptor signaling pathway; visual perception
Cellular component (GO): photoreceptor outer segment membrane
Molecular function (GO): cGMP binding; 3',5'-cyclic-nucleotide phosphodiesterase activity
Source: RefSeq, a predicted model, not a curated record